AUGUCAAGGUCGGCGAGUUCCUCAGCAACCACUCAAGAAAUUACCGGGAGCGGUGGAGCUAAUCCUCUGUGUCGGUGUGCGAAACAAACAUCACUUGCAGUUUCGUGGACUGACGAUAACCCGGGUCGUCGUUUCUAUCGAUGUGGGGAACAUGGCUUUGUCUGUUGGGCCGAUAAGGAACCGCAAAUGAUGUGGCAGAAGGAAUGCAUGGGACACAUAUAUUUUCAAAAGAACGUGACAUACGCAACGGUGUAG
Eruca vesicaria subsp. sativa (arugula) is the source of this 255-nucleotide messenger RNA. NCBI's taxonomy places the organism in Eukaryota, Viridiplantae, Streptophyta, Magnoliopsida, Brassicales, Brassicaceae. The record is from the annotation of a GenBank genome assembly.